This is a messenger RNA of Amoebophrya sp. A120, 1412 nucleotides long. The record is from the annotation of a GenBank genome assembly. NCBI's taxonomy places the organism in Eukaryota, Dinophyceae, Syndiniales, Amoebophryaceae.
CUUCCAUUAUUUGGGCCGAGGACCUAGAAGAUGUUGACACAACAUCAACUCCAUCAGCUCGUCCUGCGAAAGCCAAAGUCUCUAAGGCUUGCUGCAUUUGCCUAGAGUCCACGAUUACUGUUUCGAACCCCCACCCGAAAUCCUCCCCGCCGCAGCGGACGGUCGAUGAACCCUUGAAGCUGACAAAACUCUGCGACGACGGUGGCCACUACGCGUGCAAAACCUGCACCACGGAAUUGUUGAAGACCGCGCUGUAUGAAUUGCAAAAAGAUCGUACUCGUUAUCACAAGGCUAAACGCUUCACGCUUAAAAACUUCACUCAUUAAAAAAAAAUUUUUUUUUGGUGUUUUUUUGGAUCUCUGAAAGCAAAGCAGCUGCUUCGAGGAGGUGAAUCGUUUGUCAGCCACGCCUAAGCUCCAACCCAAAAGGCCUCGAAAAAGGAGUCACUUUCGGGCCACCAAAAAGGGCCAGCUUUGAGAGGUGAAUCAAAUGACAAUCCCACCUAUGUUCUUCCCAGAAAUGCCUCAAAGCCAUAGCACUUUUCGCAAAAGCAUCGCUUUGAUGCACCAUUUCGACGAUUUUCAAAAGUGCUCACUUUUGAGAGCUCGCGCCGCUUCUACGGUGGCCAAAAACGGCGAAAAUGAAUCAAAUGUCCCCGGAGCCAGUUUUUGGAUUUUUGCGAAUUCUUCGGCCGGUGCUACGCUCAAAAAAAUGAUGUUUGAUUCAUUUUACUUCCAAGUCGUCGACUUUUUCACUUUUUCGCUCACAAAAGUUGGCUUUUUGCUUUCAUCUUACUCAACUGAAGACUCUGUGGAACUUUCGCUCUCAGAAUUAUAUGUCGUGGCGUCUUCACUAGUCAAAAGCCAAUCGCUGCCACCCAAAGCAAGGCCCAGUCGUCCUUCCAUUGAUCCAGAAGGUGCAGGCGCCGCAAUCGCCGCCGUCGGCACGUAGCUGCCGAUGCUGUAAGCAACAGCAUCAAACCUCACUAAAAAAAAUUUUUUUUUUAGCAAGUGAAGUUUUUAAAAGUGAAGCGUUUAGCCGUGUGAUACUCGUAUAAAUGCAUUCCAAAUUUCCUCAGUAUGAGAGAUGAAAUUUGUAAUGCUGAUUUGCCUUCAGAAAAAAAUUUGUGAUGCAAGACUUGCAUACGAAUACGAUACUUUUGCAAUUCAUACGAAGCGGUCUUUCGCUGACCCCGUUGUCUUCCCCGCCCGAUGCUGCCCGGGGGCGGGACAUCACAAACAGUUUGUGAAGCCGGAGAUCGUUCGGGAGUGUUUAAGUCCGGCGGAGUUUCUGAAUUACAUGGACAAAUUUGAAGAAGCGGUCGCGGAGGAGAAGAUUUUCUGUCCCAACCCAAACUGCGGCAAGUUUAUCAUCGACGGAAAGAAGUUAGAGGUGGUGCUUGAUGGCGAGGG